Messenger RNA from Insectozyma verbasci, 1050 nucleotides. The record is from the annotation of a GenBank genome assembly. NCBI's taxonomy places the organism in Eukaryota, Fungi, Ascomycota, Pichiomycetes, Serinales, Debaryomycetaceae.
AUGUCUAAUCUACAGCAACAACAGCAGCAACAACAACAACAACAACAACAACAACUACAACAACCGCCAUUCACUUUAAAAAUAAGUAAUAUUCCUCCUGAUUUAUCAGAAAGAGAAGCUUCGUUAAUUUUUGCCCUUGUUAUUGAUGAUAUUUUAAAUAUAGAAAUUGUUAAUUAUAAAAUUAUCGCAACAUUUACCAAUUUUGGGACUUGUAAAACUACACUCCAACUUUUAAAUAAUAAGAGAGUAUUUGGGAAAAAUAAUUUACCAAUAAAAGUAGAAAUGGGACAAAGUAGAUCUUCAAUCUUUUUUAAUUAUGAUUAUAUACCUCAACCUCCUGCAAUACGAUCUCAACAACCAAUUCAACAAACUUCACAACCUACAACAACUUCUCCAUCGAGUUACUUUAAUACUGAAUCAUUAAAACAGGCAAUUACGUUUUCAAAUGGCCAACAACAAACUCCACAACAACCUCAACAACAGCCUCAACAACAACCUCAACAACAGCAACAACAACAACAACAACAACAACAACAAUCGCCAACAAGUGAUAAUCCUGUAACUACAGGAGUUGCUAAUUCUCAUAUACCAGAUUUAUCAUUAUUAGCUAGAGUUCCACCACCUGCUAAUCCAGCAGAUCAAAAUCCACCAUGUAAUACCCUUUAUGUGGGGAAUUUACCACCAGAUGCAACUGAAGUAGAAUUAAGAAGUUUAUUUCAACCACAAAGAGGAUUCAGAAGAUUAAGUUUUAGAACUAAAACAAAUGAAAAAAAUGUUGGUGGUGGUGGUGGUGGUGGAGGUGGUGGUGGGUCCAAUCAUGGUCCUAUGUGUUUUGUUGAAUUUGAAGAUAUUGCAUUGGCUACUAGAGCAUUAGCUGAAUUAUAUGGAACUGCAUUACCUAGACCUAAUGGGACUAUAAAUAAAGGUGGCAUAAGAUUAAGUUUUUCAAAAAAUCCAUUGGGGGUAAGGGGUCCUAAUAAUCCAAGAAGAUCAAGUCAAAAUCCAAUAAAUAAUAAUGGUGGACAACAAGGACAAUCUCAAACACAAUAG